AUUUAAACAAUUUGACCUUGCAAUUAAUAACUUAAGUUCAGACUUAUAGCUUCUAAUCAUGGCUGAUCCGUCUGAUCUCUUUGCCAAGCACAAGAUUGUGCCAGAUAUUUUGGAUGCGGCACCAAAGUCGCUGCUCAAGGUGACCUACUCUGGUGGCCAAGAGGUGAAUGGAGGCAACGAGCUGACACCCACGCAGGUCAAGAAUGUGCCACAACUUGAAUGGGCAGCCGAGCAAGAUGCGCUCUACACAAUAUUGCUAACGGAUCCAGAUGCGCCCAGUCGCAAGGAGCCAAAGUUUCGUGAGUGGCAUCAUUGGCUGGUCGUCAACGUGCCCGGCACCCAAAUCGACAAGGGCGACGUGUUGAGUGCCUAUGUGGGCUCCGGGCCACCGCAGGGAACUGGCCUCCAUCGUUAUGUGUUUCUGCUGUUCAAGCAGCCGCAAAAGUUGUCCUGCAACGAGCCGCGCAUACCGAAGACGAGUGGGGAUAAGCGUGGCAAGUUCAGCACCGCCAAGUUUGUGGCCAAAUACAAGCUGGGCAACUGUGUGGCUGGGAACUUCUUCCAGGCGCAGUACGAUGAUUACGUGCCCAAAUUGUAUAAGCAGUUAUCUGGCAAAUAACAACAUAAUCUGGCCUAAAACAUUUUGUAUCAAUUUCACGCUGUUCUUGUCGACAAUUAAAAAUGAAAAAAAUCUCGUGCAUUGGAAAAACGUUGCAGUUGCAG
Drosophila albomicans is the source of this 723-nucleotide messenger RNA. RefSeq names its product protein D2. The record is from RefSeq and is a predicted model, not a curated record. NCBI's taxonomy places the organism in Eukaryota, Metazoa, Arthropoda, Insecta, Diptera, Drosophilidae. The transcript has 2 exons. Bases 59 to 619 code for a protein of 186 amino acids.